This is a messenger RNA of Adelges cooleyi (spruce gall adelgid), 366 nucleotides long. RefSeq lists its product as uncharacterized. The coding region runs from base 49 to 366 and encodes 105 amino acids. Lineage: Eukaryota; Metazoa; Arthropoda; Insecta; Hemiptera; Adelgidae. The transcript is spliced from 3 exons. The record is from RefSeq and is a predicted model, not a curated record.
AGAACUUUCAACACUUUCAACAGUCAUUAUAAAAAAUUUCACGAAAAAAUGAACACGACAUUUUUGUUUGUUUUCGGUUUAACGCUUUGCUUUGCCACACAAAAAGCGUCCGGAGUGGAUGAAGCCCUGGCAGUAUGGAAAAUGAUUUUAUCUACGACAGGUUCAGCAGAAAUUUUGGGUAUGGAUGAAGCUACAUUAAAAAACCAAAAGGUUAACAAACAAGCGUUCUACAAUAUGACCAAGAUAAAACCAGAAGUGGACCCAGUUACAUAUGACGCUUAUGAACUCAUAGUAGGUCAAUAUAAGCUCGCGGUGAUAAAAGAAAGUAUGAGCCAAAACACUACGGGAGGCAUGUCCGGUCGAUGA